Messenger RNA from Moesziomyces aphidis, 1191 nucleotides. The record is from the annotation of a GenBank genome assembly. Lineage: Eukaryota; Fungi; Basidiomycota; Ustilaginomycetes; Ustilaginales; Ustilaginaceae.
AUGCUGCUUUCCUUCCUUGCCAAGUGCCAUUUCGGCGUUCUGCUGACAGUUCUAUUCGGUACCGCUGUAUCGCAGCCAGUCGGCAGCUACGAAUGGACGGUCGGCCAAGUUCCAACUCACGGUCAAGAGGAGUCCACCCUGUUCGGGGCGGAACAUGGCUGGCACUCCGUUCACCCCGAAGCAGCCUUCCCAAACAGUCCUGGAGCGUGGAGCAGUGGCUCGGUAGCACCUGCUGCAAUCAACUCUCGAUGGGACGGAGCCCAAGCCGUAGGCUCUUCCCAAGCCCCGGCUGUGGGGAGCCACGCGCCUGCACCUGCGCCGUUUCACCCACACGUCUUGGAAUCGCAAGGUGCUCAGCUACACAACGGCUUUGCCUCAAGCUCCGCAGCUCACCCAAUCGAUUGGUUCGCAGACAAUGCUCACCACGCCUUCGGAGUCCGACUCACCAGGAUGCUUGCGGCGAGGGAAGCGUUCGGCGGCGACAGACGACAGUGGGAGACGUGGUCAGAGCACAUGCGAAGAGCGAUGGGAAGUCGGGAACUGCAGAUCAGUCCGGUGAAUGUGGGAGACUACGGGUAUGACCGUGUCUUCAUAGCUCAAGAUGGGCAUGCUGUAUCUGGCUUUUAUCCUCCGCUGACGCAGGCACUCCCGCGUUCGCCCUCAGCUCGGCAUCUUCUGGGAGAUAUUGUUCCUGGCAAGCUGGAGGGCGAGAGAGAGGUGGUCGGCUCUCGCGACCGCGUAUACGUCUACCUCAACAGCCGAGUCAACAUGGACUACAUCAACAGGGAAUACUUCCUAGGCCAUGCCCAGUUCCUUCCGAUCCAGCCGGAAAAGCUGAGCAGAAAGGUCAUCAACAAGGUCUAUGCGGUGCGUCGGAACACCGUCGUGCUGCCGCCGCGAACUCCUCAUGGGCUGCCCCUGCUGGUUAUUCGUCACACCGGCGUUAGAGGAGUGUCCGAGGGGCUCGAGGCGAUCACUGGCGUCGGUGGAGACAUGCAGCGGAUGUCGCUUUGGUCUCCUGUCCUGUACGACGGUAAGCGAUACACGACAGUGCUGUACGGAGUGGUCGUGAUGGAUCCCAGGCACAACGAAGAGGUGCUUGCUCAUCUAUUGAGGCAGAACGCACUCAGGGAUAGCAGUACCUACGCCACCCUCUAUGCUCUUGCCGAUGUGGCACACGAGUUUCACUGA